Molecule: messenger RNA, 3898 nt
Organism: Cuculus canorus (common cuckoo)
Lineage: Eukaryota; Metazoa; Chordata; Aves; Cuculiformes; Cuculidae
Gene: COXFA4L3
Product: chromosome 12 C15orf48 homolog
Exons: 4
Coding region: 114-374 (86 amino acids)
Source: RefSeq, a predicted model, not a curated record
GGGCGCCCUCCCCCCUGCCCGGGGCGCCGCCUCCCUGCCCGGGCAGCGCUUAUAUAGAGCGGGGAGGCGGUGCGGGGCAGUAGCCGGGCGGGUGUUGAGGGGCAGCAGCCAGGAUGAGCGCCGGCUUCUUCCAGAUCCUGAGGGCCAAGAAAGAACUCAUUCCCCUGGCCGGAGUGGUGUCCUUCGCAGCAGUCGGGGCACUCGCUUUCUCUGCCUAUUCCCUGUUCAGCAAAUCUGAUGUGAUCAUUAACAAGAGUGGCAAUCCAGAACCAUGGGAAACUGUUGAUCCUACCAAGCCUCAGAAGCUACUAACAGUCAAUCAGAAAUGGAAACCUAUAGAAGAGCUGGAAAAUGUCAAAAAGCUUACGAAGUGACAAGUGUCUGUUCCCUCAAAAAGGUACCCUAUGAAUCUAGUGGAAUCACUUCUGCACAAACUUGACUACUGAAAUCAGUGUGCGGAAAUGCUUCUGCUACAUUUUUAGGGUCUCCCUACAUUUUUUGGACUCUGGAUGAGGAGUUUCAUGUUGCCUUAGAAGUUGGCAUACAACAUCCACACAGUCCAAAAAUCUGUCUCAAAUACCCAUUUUCAGGAGGCGUUUGCUGUCAAGCGUUGACUAUUCAGAUAGCAAUUAUAGAUGGAAAAAGCCUACACACUUUUUGUAGAUUUUUUUUUCUCAAAAUACAUUAAUUUUGUAGGUUUUUAUAUUUUUAAUAAAAUAUAUCUUAAAUUUUUACAACAUGCCAUGUAAAUUCUAUAAAUGGAUACCAACCAAAAGCCCUUCUAAAUUAGGAUUCCUGGUCUGCUCCCUCUCUAAACUGUGUUUCAAUGCUUAAUAGAGACCAAGUAGUCAUCGUAGUCAGGGAAUGUCUUUGUAUGGCAACAUAUAUAGUCAUAAAGUAUACUUGUAUUUGUUUUCUGCGUUAGAUGUGAUGGCAAUUUAAGUCAAAACUAAUGUUUUAGAGCUAAUACUAAAACUUAACGCAUGUGCUCACCUUAAUCUACUGAGGGGUCCAAUAGGUUAUUUAAGGGUAUAUUCAAGACUGCAGGAUUAGAAAAUAAUUAAGCAUAGCUAAAAGAGAUAAUUUCUAUUGUAUAUAACAAUUGCUUUUGUUCAAAUUUACAAGGAGUAACUAGAAUGGGGAAACUGAGGCUUUCCAAAAUUAAUUACAUAAUGUUAAUUUCUUCUUUUUGUGCAAGGUAGUUCAUGUGCAAGCUCAAACGUACUGCACAGUUAGCGUGCGUCUAGAAAUGCUUAAAAAUAUUGUUAUUAGGGGCAUCUGCUUUAACAAAGAGAAAAUGCCAGAUUCAAAUUAGAAAUGUCUCUAUGAGGAGAGUUUCUCUUUACGUAUCUUUGUGUUUUCUUAUGAGUUGCUCAGGGAAAGAAAGUAAUGGGCAGAUCCUCAGUAAAUUAAUGAGGCGAUAUAUGCAACCGAUGGUACAAUAUUCCUUUGUGGAUAUUUUCUGUGUGUGUUCCUGUCUAAGCAGUUUCACAAUUGAUUACACAGCUUCUCAGAACACAUGUUAUUUUCUGUGAGGAAGAAAACAAAAGUGAAACAACUGCUAAUUGGAAAAAGUCCCUGUAAGUGAGUAAUAGUGUAGUGUUUUAGGUUACUCUGCAGCAGCAGAGACGAAACUUAAGUUAGUAAAGCUGUCUCCUGAAUUUUAAGGUAGCUUGGCUUCAGAAGCUUUUUGUUUUCUUCAGAUAUAUUGAUGCCGAGGAAAAAAAAAGUUAGAAUGUUAUUUUUUUCUAUACUUGUGUCCCGACGCAGUGUGUUUAUCAAGUAAGGAUGACUCAGCAGCAUUUAUGUUUGAGAGGAACUCCAAGGCUUUAGAAUGCUUUCUUAGCUUUCAUUUUAAGGAAUGAUAUUACAACCACGGAAGUCAGUGCUCUGAGGGAUACAAGUUGGAAAUAUUUUAAUAGAAAAAUAUUUUAUAAUAUUUUGUGUAAGUUAUUCUGCAUUGCCAUAGUUUUACUGGACUGUUAUCAAACAAACCAGAAGUGCUGUGCUCUAAGUUGAUGCGUGAAUUAAAUGAGUUCGUUCUUCAGUAAAUCACUUGUAUGGUCUGUAAAUACUGUGACCUAAGUAUCUGUCAGCAUUUGGGGGGAAAAAGGGGUAAGUCGUUUUUAUGUAAUUAUUGUACUUAACUACUUUUCAGUGGUGUCUUCUAGUAGCACAUUAAGCGGUGUGACUGCCAUCAGUCACAGGUUGUUCCUUCUCUCAUCCUGUGCUGAAGCGUAAUAGCAGAGGGACUGGGAUGGUUUGCUUUGUUCACUGAUGAUUUUUUUAAUACAGAUUUAUGGGGAAGGUAUUCACAUAAUGUGAGAAAUCAAAAUACUUUUCUGCACUUUGAAAAGAUUAUGAAUAUUGUUAAAGUCCUUGGGACAAUUUUGUGUUCUUAGACUGUCCCUAAAAACACUCUGUCUCCUGCACAGAUGAAUUCAUUCUUAUAAAUAGAGCAAUUACUCUAUCUUCCCCCUCGACACAAACCUAUAAAGCAAUAUACAAGUUAUUUUCUUGUUCAACAGACAUCAGAGUUAAGAAGGUAGAGAUCUAAUUGGCAGAGUUUUAUGAGCUGACUUUUAUGAGAGCAAUAAGAUUUCCACGUCCUGUAUCAUGCAAACCCAUGACUUUUUAUCCUGUGGACAAUUCAGAGGCUGUUGAAAUAAAGUUCACAAUGUUCUUCCUUCUAUUCAUUCUGUUGUCUCCAUUUUGUCUUCUGCUCCAUUCGUUCUUGGGUUUAGUUUUGUCUUUUUUAAGCAAUCAGUGUCUUUACUCAGCCUGUCGAGUACUUUUCCGUGGAAGUAUAUCCCUUUCAACUUUCAUAUUAAUUACAGAGUUUAAUUAAAAUGACCACAUUUAAAUUUUUAAAUAUAGAUUAGAAACCAUUAGAAAUUCUUCUAAUUAGAAAUGCAUCAUUAGAAUCUAUGGUUGUGCUUUUCUAACUGCAGGUGGCUGAUAAGUAGUCUAUUUGUAAAUAGUGUUCUGAAGAACAGAAAGCUGCUUUCUGCAUUGUACAUCCAAUUAUUAAUUACUCAUUUUUGUUAUUGCAAUAAUACUUCAAGGUCUUAACCACGCUGAUACAAGAUCUGUGGUUAUCUAAGAGCUGUGCGUUUGUCAUUUGGAUUUCUUUGCAUACAGUAGCCUCAGUGUCAGCGUUUCUCUCUCCGAUGUCUCCUACCUCCCACAUUUCUCUUCCACGAGAUGCUAUUGGUGUAGUACUACACUGUCCGGUCACGUCAUUGGCGCGUGUGGUUUUUGUUGAAAAUAGUGACUUAGAGGUGCCCGAUGUAACCAUUAAAGGGAAUUGUUCAUCCUGCGGUUGUCAUCCGUCUCACUCCGUGCAGGGGGUGGUUGUCCCUCGGGCCAGCUGUAGAAGACAAACAAGAGUAAUGGGAAUGAUUCACUGGAUGUGGCCAAUAUUUGGUGUUGGACAUAUCCCAAAAAAGCUUUCAGAUUAAACAAACAGGGCCAGUUGUAGUUUGUUGUCCGAAGUCUUUGCUGAGCAGCGCCUCGCUGCCCUACAGCGAGCACGCAAGAUAGCGCCAUCACCUCAAAGCUGAAAUGGAGGUUCAAAAAGCAUUGCAGAGGGAGUGGAUGUGGGGCAGCGCCGUUGGACGUGGUAACUAUUGACCUUUGGGUAUUGAUGUGAAUGCGGGAAGAUUGUUUGCUGAAAGCUGCCUCCCACCCCGGCUAAUUGCACCCUUCGAGGAUGUCCAGUGAGCCAGCAGCCGCCCAGGCCAAAGAGCUGUUCUCCUGCCUGGCCUCACCCAGAUCAAAGAUCACACAUCCUGGUAGCACGGGGGCUCUGACAGCCCUGUUGAUGCUGUACCUUGACCUGAGGGCCGAAGGACUUCGAUUUAAUUAGCUUUUACUUUUAGAUGACCUUGUUUGGGGC